This is a messenger RNA of Ramularia collo-cygni, 1059 nucleotides long. RefSeq lists its product as uncharacterized. Gene Ontology annotation, cellular component: peroxisomal matrix. The transcript has 4 exons. The record is from RefSeq and is a predicted model, not a curated record. NCBI's taxonomy places the organism in Eukaryota, Fungi, Ascomycota, Dothideomycetes, Mycosphaerellales, Mycosphaerellaceae. Gene Ontology annotation, biological process: acyl-CoA metabolic process; fatty acid catabolic process. Gene Ontology annotation, molecular function: fatty acyl-CoA hydrolase activity. Bases 1 to 1059 code for a protein of 352 amino acids.
AUGACAGGAAUCCCCUUUGAGCAGAGUCUCAAAAUCAAGCAAUUGUCCAAGGACUUUUUCGAAUCAAUUUACCCCUCCUGGACAUGGCCUGAUGGAUCAAUAGUACCCGGCGGCGUACUCAUGGCAUUUGCCGCAGCAGCCGCAUACGAAACUCUCGAAGAUGAUUGGGCUAUUGAUACUUUACAAUCGCAUUUCCUACUUGGCCCGGAUGCUACAGUUCCUUUACGGUUUAAAGUGCAGCGAUUGAGUGAUGGGGGGAGAUUUGCUGUGCGAGCUGUGGAAGUUUUGCAAGGGGGGAAGGUUGUUUGUUUUGUUACUUGCAGUUUCGUCCGCCCUAAAUCCCUUCAUGGUCCAAGCAUGCAGCACACCGUAUCCCGAGCCACAGAUUUGAAAGUCUCCUCCAUAACCCUCGACGAUCUAGCCUCGACCUCUUCUUCAUCAUCGCAAGGAAACCGCUGGAUGCAAUUCCAACGUUUAGGAGUCGUAUUCCCUCCUCAUCAAACAAAUGAUCCUCAUCCAUCCUCAACUCCGUCACCUUCAAAAGGAAUCUACACAUCAGUCGGCACAAUCCCCUCCCUCAACUCCUUCCCCCCUACCAACAAUAACACCAACACCAACUCCAACAACAAAAACAACCAAAAACUCCACGCCCUAGGCCUAAUAGCCCUAUCAGACUACCACGUCCUCGACGGCCCCCCACAUCUCCACUCCCUAACCACCAACCAACCACCCAUCGGACAAAACCCCACAACAAGCACAACCCCCCCUACAAGAAAAUCCGAUUUCCAACGCCUCACAUCUCUAAAUCACAACAUCCAUUUCCGACUUCAUGAAGGUUUUCAAGCGAGUGAAUUGUGUUAUGUGGAAGUUACGAGUGCGUGGACGGGGGCUAGACGAGGGGGUAUUUCGAGUCGGAUUUUUACGCCCAGUGGGGAGUUGAUUGCGUGUUGUUUUCAGGAGGGGUAUUUUGUUCUUUUUGAUGGUGGGGAUGCUGCGGGGGAUGAGAAGAAGGGGGAUGGGGAUGCUAAUGAGAAGAAGAAGGGGGGGAGUAAAUUAUAG